This is a messenger RNA of Acipenser ruthenus (sterlet), 5392 nucleotides long. RefSeq names its product myocardin-like. The coding region runs from base 1163 to 3091 and encodes 642 amino acids. The transcript is spliced from 12 exons. Gene Ontology annotation, biological process: smooth muscle cell differentiation. Lineage: Eukaryota; Metazoa; Chordata; Actinopteri; Acipenseriformes; Acipenseridae. The record is from RefSeq and is a predicted model, not a curated record.
AGAGAGAGAGAGAGAGAGAGAGAGAGAGAGAGAGAGAGAGAGAGAGAGAGAGAGAGAGAGAGAGAGAGAGAGAGAGAGAGAGAGAGAGAGAGAGAGACCCGCCGGGCAAUGACUGGUUAAUAAAGUCUCCCAGAGAACGAGGGAGCAGGAGAGAGACAGAGAGAGAGAAGAGUCGAUUCGCCUUCGUCUUUACUCUCCUCGCUCACCAGAGACAGAGAGGACGGGAGACUCGGCUUCGACAGGAAACAAGAAAUCAAAUUAAAGGGUUAUUCUCUGAACAACAAGACAAGAGGACGGAACGAGCGAAUCCUGGAGAAAAAAACUGCACAAGAAAGAAAGAAUAUUCUACCCAAUUAUUUUACAUUUUUAAUUUUAAGCAAGUCGGAGCUUUUCUUUCCUUAAAUCAAGUGUACAUUUUUGUAAAUAUUGUUUUCUUAAUAAUAUAUCAUUAUUAUGUUAUAGAUAUUUAUAUAUGUUCGUUCAUCUUGAAAAGUUGUGGAACUUCAUAACUUUUCAAAUCUUUUUUCUCAGAAGUUUAACUUUUUUUUUUGAGGAUUCAUCGAAGUUUCCAAACAACACCAGGAUAAAGUUCUGGGAUGUUUUAACUGGAAGACUUUCCUCGUGCUUUCACUUUUAAUAAAGGAAGAAAGAAACGGGACACAUUCUGAAUCUGAAAUCUUAAACAACGUGGCUUUUUAAUCUUCUCGAAACUGAAAACGACUCGGGAUAUUCUCCCUGAAAACCAGAAAUUCAAAAUUCAAAAAAAAAAAUCAAAAAACGAACACACGUCCAGUAUCUAUGUCUUAUUUAUUUAUUUAACGAUUGAUGUUAUUUUAAUUGUUUUAAAUUGCAUGUGUAUGCCCCUCUGUGAUAAAGUUGUUAAUUCGAUUCCAUUACGCAGUUAAACUCCCAGUGCAACAGGAGCCGAUUAGUAAUCAUUCAAGCCGAGUCCUUUUUAAUUCUCGAAUCUGCCGGGUUCGAAUCUGACUCAAGUUCGGUUCGAGUUUGUAUCGGACUAGCGAAGUGAAGAAGCAGAGAGAAACUUAAAGAAAGAAAGAGAGAGAGACAACUUCAUCAGAAGAGACCUUUUUAAUUCAACGACAUUUCGCCCCUGACAGUCAGUGUUUACAGCGUGGAGCCGCAGCUCGCCAUCACAGCCACUAUGACGCUCCUCGCCUCUGAACGAUCCAUCCUCAUCCGCAACAAGUUCCGCUCCGUACUGCAGCUCCGGAUGCAACAUCGCAGGCAGCAGAAUGAAGCCAGCUCUGAUACAGCUCUGUCGAAUGGUUCUCUUGGUGUGAGGGGGGAGAGAGAGCGGGGAAAGGCGCCUGAUGAUUUCCUGAAGCACAAAACCCCUCAGAGACUCCCUGGCCCGGACCCCGACUCUAGAGUUUGCCUACAUCUCCCACAAUCAUCCUGUGACAGUUUUGAUGAUGACAUCAGCAGCUCUUCCUCCUCCACAUCUCCUGACCAAUCGCAGGGCCUCUCUGUGUCUCCGGGGCGACCAGCUGACCACCCGCGGAGCUCCUCCUGCCCAGGCCCUGCCCCCUGUCCCUCAGCAUCCAAUCACAGCAGCGCUUCGUCGCUCUCGGCAACCGAGAGCAGUGCGCAGCCAAUCACAGCCAGCCUCUCGGAGAGCGACUCCAUGGCAACAGCCGGGAGAGCCAAUGGGAUGUUCCUGUCUGUGCCGCCGACGCCCCUCCUACCCAAGGCCCCCUCUCCCCCAUCCUCUCUCCUUCGGCCCCCCCGCUCCAAGAAGUCGAAAGAUUCGAAGCCGAAGCUCCGGAAGCUGAAAUAUCACCAGUACAUCCCUCCUGACCAGAAGGGCGGGGCCGGGGGCGGGGCCAUGGGCGGGACGCAGGGACACGCCCCCUCCGCCAUGGACUCUGCCUACUCCCGCCUGCUCCAGCAGCAGCAGGUGUUUCUACAGCUUCAGAUUCUGAGUCAACAGACCCUGGAUCAGGACCAGAGCCAGAGCCAGGGGGCCGGGUCUGCUUCCACAGAGCAGGGAAUCAGCAGCAGUAGUGAGCAGAUUCUCAGCAUCACCGGAGCCACGCCCACAGUCUGUCCCCGGCCCCUCCCCCUCGCCCCAGGACAUGCCCCCAGUGCCUCCGGCUCUGCCUCCAAACCAGAGCCCCUCCCCUCCAACCUCGAUGACCUCACGGUCUCUGAGCUCAGGCAGCAGUUAAGGCAGUGUGGUCUCCCCGUCUCUGGCACUAAACCAGCCCUCCUGGAGCGCCUGAAACCUCUCCAGCGAUCCUGCCCCCCUCACGCCCCCCCUCCCCUCACACACAGCCCCUUCCUCACGCCCCCCACCGCCUUCGUCAUCCAGUACCAGGAUGUGAGAGUGGAACGAGACAUGCAGGAGAGGCAGAGGAACAGGCCCCGGGAGAGGGGCGGGGCCAGGGGUGGGGCCACCCUGCUCAGCCCCACCCUCAGCGCACAUGCACUCACUCCCCCCAGCAUGCAGGGGGCGCUGCAGCGGUUUGGAGUGAAGGAGUCUGAGCAGAGAGGAGAGGAGAGGCAGCAGCAGGGCUUGAGCAGCGACACAGACACACAGGCCGACAGCUUCACCACACAGGUGUUCUGCUCUCAGCCCAGCUGCGAUGUGAUUGGUCAGGAUUUUGAAUUGCCGAUGGAGAUUACAGCUAGUCCUGCCCAGGCCCCUCCCACAGGGCGGAGUCUGGAGGAGGAGCUACAGGAGGCCAUUCAGAGAGUGCAGAUGGCUCCCAGUCAGUCCAUUGAUGACAUACUGGAUGUACCUAUCAGCAGCUCAGACUCUUCUCUCACGGAGCCCCUCCCCUGCCCCCUCCUUCUCGACCAAUCCCAGUCCUCUCAGCAGAGCCCACCCCCCCGCAGUGAUGACAGCUUCCUGUCCGAGCCGCUGUGUCCCUCCCUGUCUCUGGAGCUACCCCCCUCCCCUCUGCCUCCCCCCACCCAGCCCCCUCCCCCUCCCUCUCCACCCCCCCUCCUCAGAACGAGCUUCGACCCUGCAGACUGGCUCCGCCCCCCUGUGCCCCCUUUCACAGGAGCCGACUUCGGGCUGGACUGUGAUGCAGCAUCAACAGCGUGGCUUGGUAGCCAUUGGUAACCCAUGGUAACCCAUCCCGCCUCCUCCCCACUCUCUGUGUGAAGAAGGGUCUCCUUCCCUCUGUCUCUUCAGUUCAUUUCCACACUGUGUCUCUGCUCCUGGUUUCUGUGCUGCUUUCCAUGUUGCUGAGGCUCUUGAACCUGGAGCCAGCUGGUUUGUAUAAUACAGGCCAGUGAUUAUACACAGAUGGCUCUCUUGUUUAAUACAGGACAGUGUUUUUGCACAGGGAGAUCUCUUGUAUAAUACAGGACAGUGUUUCUGUACAGAGGGCUCUCUUGUAUAAUACAGGACAGUGUUUCUGCACAGAGGGCUCUCUUGUAUAAUUCAGGACAGUGUUUCUGCACAGAGGGCUCUCUUGUAUAAUAUAGUACAGUGUUUCUGCACAGAGGGAUCUCUUGUAUAAUACCAGGACAGUGUUUCUGCACAGGGGGCUCUCUUGUAUAAUACAGGACAGUGUUUCUGCACAGAGGGCUCUCUUGUAUAAUGUAGGACAGUGUUUCUGCACAGGGGGCUCUCUUGUAUAAUACAGGACAGUGUUUCUGCACAGAGGGCUCUCUUGUAUAAUAUAGUACAGUGUUUCUGCACAGAGGGCUCUCUUGUAUAAUACAGGACAGUGUUUCUGCACAGGGGGCUCUCUUGUAUAAUACAGGACAGUGUUUCUGCACAGAGGGCUCUCUUGUAUAAUGUAGGACAGUGUUUCUGCACAGAGGGCUCUCUUGUAUAAUUCAGGACAGUGUUUCUGCACAGAGGGCUCUCUUGUAUAAUACAGGACAGUGUUUCUGUACAGAGGGAUCUCUUGUAUAAUACAGGACAGUGUUUCUGCACAGAGGGAUCUCUUGUAUAAUACAGGACAGUGUUUCUGUGCAGAGGGCUCUCUUGUAUAGUACAGUGUUUCUGCACAGAGGGCUCUCUUGUAUAAUACAGGACAGUGUUUCUGUACAGAGGGCUCUCUUGUAUAAUACAGGACAGUGUUUCUGCACAGAGGGCUCUCUUGUAUAAUACAGGACAGUGUUUCUGCACAGAGGGCUCUCUUGUAUAAUUCAGGACAGUGUUUCUGCACAGAGGGCUCUCUUGUAUAAUACAGGACAGUGUUUCUGUACAGAGGGCUCUCUUGUAUAAUACAGGACAGUGUUUCUGCACAGAGGGCUGUCUUGUAUAAUACACAAGAACAUAAGAACAUAAGAAAGUUUACAAACGAGAGGAGGCCAUUCGGCUCAUCUUGCUCGUUUGGUUGUUAGUAGCUUAUUGAUCCCAGAAUCUCAUCAAGCAGCUUCUUGAAGGAUCCCAGGGUGUCAGCUUCAACAACAUUACUGGGGAGUUGGUUCCAGACCCUCACAAUUCUCUGUGUAAAAAAGUGCCCUCCAUUUUCUGUUCUGAAUGCCCCUUUAUCUAAUCUCCAUUUGUGACCCCUGGUCCUUGUUUCUUUUUUUCAGGUCAAAAAAGCACAGAGGGCACAGAGGGCUCUCUUGUAUAAUACAGGACAGUGUUUCUGCACAGAGGGCUCUCUUGUAUAAUACAGGACAAUGUUUCUGCACAGAGGGCUGUCUUGUAUAAUACAGGACAGUGUUUCUGCACAGAGGGCUCUCUUGUAUAAUACAGGACAGUGUUUCUGCACAGAGGGCUCUCUUGUAUAAUACAGGACAAUGUUUCUGCACAGAGGGCUGUCUUGUAUAAUACAGGACAGUGUUUCUGCACAGAGGGCUCUCUUGUAUAAUAUAGUACAGUGUUUCUGCACAGAGGGCUGUCUUGUAUAAUACAGGACAGUGUUUCUGUACAGAGGGCUCUCUUGUAUAAUUCAGGACAGUGUUUCUGUACAGAGGGCUCUCUUGUAUAAUACAGGACAGUGUUUCUGUACAGAGGGCUCUCUUGUAUAAUACAGGACAGUGUUUCUGCUCAGGGGGCUCUCUUGUAUAAUACAGGACAGUGUUUCUGCACAGGGGGCUCUCUUGUAUAGUACAGUGUUUCUGCUCAGGGGGCUCUUGUAUAAUACAGGACAGUGUUUCUGCACAGAGGGCUCUCUUGUAUAGUACAGUGUUUCUGCUCAGGGGGCUCUCUUGUAUAAUACAGGACAGUGUUUCUGUACAGAGGGCUCUCUUGUAUAGUACAGUGUUUCUGCUCAGGGGGCUCUCUUGUAUAAUACAGGACAGUGUUUCUGCACAGAGGGCUCUCUUGUAUAGUACAGUGUUUCUGCUCAGGGGGCUCUCUUGUAUAAUACAGGACAGUGUUCCUGCACAGACACAAUUUCAAUCACCCAGAAACGUCUCAAAGUGAUCUCAAUAAAUACAUAUUCUUAACUCCAAA